AAGAAUAAAUAAUUAAUAUAAGUACGGUAAAACGUACAAGAAGAAAUAAUAUGUUUUAAGCAUUCUUUUCAGUAGUGAAAAAUGGUUGAUAUUGAUGAAGAUGAAGGGGGAUUGACGGGAUUGUUUAUCCUAAUUAUUCUUAUAUGGUUUAUCUCCUUAUGUGUCCUCAUCUUUAUUAUUGUUGUGACAUUACAUCAUGAGAACAUAGUUUAUGGUGUUUAUUUGAUUAUAGUAUGGGUGCUUACGUUUUGUAUUGCGAUCUUCACUAUGUACACUUUUAAACUUGAAAAUUUUGGCCUAACAGUUGUGCUCGGUGCAGUUAUAUAUGUGAUGUUGUGUUUCCAAAUGUUGAGCCUUACUUAUGUUUGUGACGAAGUGGAUAUAGAUCUGAAAGCAGGCGAUGUUGUCAACAAACACUGGCGAGCUGAAGUGGAAAAGCCUGGAAGCAUGGAUGAUUUUCAAUCAGAGUUCCGUUGUUGCGGCAAAUACGGUGAAAUGGACUACCGUUUGUUGCAACGUGAUGUGCCAGCUUCCUGUAACCAAUCAGAAUUUCAAUAUUACGGACAAGGUUGUUUAGACCAAUAUCUUGACUGGUGUUUAGAAUAUUUUUAUAUAUCUGAGUUUGGUGAACACUUAAUGAUAGUAACAAAUACUUUCGCGUUUGUGGUAACCAUAUUUAUGGCAAAAUAUUUUCAUAUGAAAUAUUUUGAAGACGGCAUUUAAUUCAGCAUUUAAUCUUUUUGUGAAUAUUUUUCAAACUUUUUUGCAGUUCCAAAAACACUUUUCAAGACUAAAUACACUUUGAUAUGGAUUAAUGUGAUCACACGUUUUUUAAAGUUUAAUAUAUUUGGAAUAAAAACAUAUUUUUUAACAUUUAA
Teleopsis dalmanni is the source of this 878-nucleotide messenger RNA. Its product is annotated as protein late bloomer-like. Gene Ontology annotation, cellular component: membrane. The transcript is spliced from 5 exons. The record is from RefSeq and is a predicted model, not a curated record. Lineage: Eukaryota; Metazoa; Arthropoda; Insecta; Diptera; Diopsidae. The coding region runs from base 82 to 723 and encodes 213 amino acids.